Aspergillus brunneoviolaceus CBS 621.78 is the source of this 816-nucleotide messenger RNA. Its product is annotated as RNase H1/viroplasmin domain-containing protein. The record is from RefSeq and is a predicted model, not a curated record. The coding region runs from base 1 to 816 and encodes 271 amino acids. Lineage: Eukaryota; Fungi; Ascomycota; Eurotiomycetes; Eurotiales; Aspergillaceae. The transcript has 3 exons.
AUGUAUGCUAUGCAAAAUACUAAGGUUUCCUACUCCGAGUGGGGUUGGGUUAAACAGACAUUGGGGAAUCAGGCGACAACGCUUUGGCGCUUAACACCAAACUUUCCAACGGGUCAAUACGGACCACUCACACCCCACGCAACCAUUUGCCAGGCAGAAAGUAGUUCACGGCAGGAUUUAAGAAACCUUGGAGUGAUGAAAAAGGAAAACAAGAGAUAUUAUGCAGUAGUUUCCGGACGGGUUGCGGAAGCUACGAUAUUCUCCUCUUGGGCAGAUGCACAUCCGCAUAUUACUGGAUAUGAUUCAACCUUCAAGGGCUUCGCAACUCUAUCUGAAGCCCAGAAGUAUCUGGAGGCCAAGGGAAUAGACAAGCCUAGAUUGGUGAUUCGCGAGAGCUCUAAAGAGACUCGUACUCGGUUCUCUCGAGGGAAAUUUUAUGCAGUGGCCCUUGGUCGAAAACCAGGUGUGUAUCUCUCCUGGGAGUACGUAUUCCAUGACCCUGGAAGAUCAAGUCAGGUCACUCACAAGCAUCAAAUCAGGGAUGCCGAAUCGCAAGUCAAUGGGUAUCCGCAUGCAUGUUACAAGUGCUUCACGACACAUGCUCAAGCACAAGACUUCAUUAGCAACUGGAAGGAAUCUGAUGCAGAUGUUCGUCGGAGAGAUGAGGUCACUGAACCAGCAAGCUGCCUCAGGCCGAUUGACUUGAAGUCAAGUUUCCAUGAUCUCCAGCCUCGCCAGAGAGAGGACAUCAGCGAAUGGAUCACCGCCGGGAUGAGGAACUUUCACAUUGCAGAAAGUAAGGAAGACAAGCUUUAG